This is a messenger RNA of Physella acuta, 10025 nucleotides long. Its product is annotated as cilia- and flagella-associated protein 46. Gene Ontology annotation, biological process: cilium movement involved in cell motility; axoneme assembly. Lineage: Eukaryota; Metazoa; Mollusca; Gastropoda; Physidae. The record is from RefSeq and is a predicted model, not a curated record.
CUAUUUUCAAUACAUACUUUGAGACUUUGUUCUCCAUAAUAAUUUCUAAAAAUCUAAAACAAUAUUUUUGUUUUAUUGUAAAAGAAAGAAAAUAAAGAAAUUGAAAGCAAAACAGUUUUGUUAAAAAUAAAAAUAGUAAACCUACUAUGGCUAGGUUUCGCAUGUAAACAAUAUGGCCGCCGACAGUACAACUGCGUUAUAGCUGCAAUAAACAAUAACAACACAUUGAUAGUUCUAUAUCCUUAUUGAAAUGGAUAUAACUAUCCGAAAGCUUCUUAUCGGCGCCAGCAAAUAUGGGGUUGGAGAGGAAAAUCCAGCCCUUCAACAUGCGUAUAAAUUACUUCGAAAUGUGGCAGAAACUCGACCAGCUGUUGACUCCCCUGAUUCCUUUGGACAAGACCUGUAUGUCAUAUGUGCAGAGACGGCAUUGCAGUAUGGAUUCAUUGAUAUAGCAAAGCAGUGCUUGCAGAUGUUUCAUAUGAAAGAACCAGCUGAAAAUCAGUUUCUCUGUAGAGGUUAUCUUUGUCAGGCACAGUUGUUAGCCCCAUCUGAUGCCAAUAACUCUGAGCAACUUGACAAGGCUGUUGUAUAUAUAAUUAAAGCUAUCCAGUUUGCUAAAAAUAACCCAAGAUACCACUUUUUAGUCUACAAUGCCUCAGUAGUCUAUUGGCAGUUCUGUAGGCCAUUUUUAAAGUUUGGUUAUCGACAGUACCUUGUCCGAAGUCUACACCAAGUGGUAAAAGCAUUGGAUGACAUAGAUGACAAAGACUAUGAAUGGAGAGCACAGCUUAUGAUUGCAUUGAUUGAAUGUCACCUGGACGCACAUAGACAAAGUGAUGCGUCUCAAAUAGCAGCUGCUGCCUCCACGUUUAUCAAGGCACAUGUGCCAGACUUGUACAAGACAGUAUUUGGUCUUAUGGUUCGAUAUCAGCUUGCUGAUUCUGCAAAAAUCCAGAAAGAUUUAAAGUUGUCCCCGCAACUCUCUGUGUUUUUCAGGAUUUGUAAGUUGAAGAACUUUCUAAAUCCACCAGAUGACCAGAUAUUUAUUGAAGAUUUUUCAUCUUUGCCAGUAUCAGAGCAUAAUUUGCCUGUUACUGAGAAUACCCCUAAUCCUGUGGUUCAGGACAUUACCAUCGAGACUAAUGAAGGGUUAGAUUUUGCUACAGAAAUACAAAAUAUUUUGACCCUAAUUGGCGUGCCAUUUAAGCCAAGUGUAACAAAUUUAAUUGAAGAUGGACAGAGGAAGUUUCGAACGAGCUCACCAAGUUUUAGCAGUAAGGAUGAAGUGGACUUUGAUAAAAGAGAAAUUUCUAGCAAGAGUCCCUCAGCUACAAAGAGUCGCAAAGGAUUUAGAAAAUCUUCACCAUCAAUUUCAGAUAACUUACAGAAAAAAGGAAGCUUUCUUCCAGUUGUGGAGUCUGAGUGGUGUAAUUUGCUGAUGGAGAUGUCUCAUCUGUGUCUGGAACAAAACUUUCCUGACCUGGCUGCCGAAUGUCUGCUCAAAAUGAAAAAUUUCUCUCCCAUGGAUGCAGGCUUCCAACUGGCUCAUGAAUUUUUAGAGUGCCAGCUGAUGGUUAAAUCUCUGGGUGACAAACAUGAAGCUUUAUUAGAAUCCGUUGUGGAAACACGAAUACAAGCAAUAAAAAAGUGUGAAGAUGUACUUAUGAAUGCCAUUCGUCUUGGAGAUCCUAAUGUGAUACAGGCGGGAUGUGCGACCCAGUGGAACCUAUGUCUGCCUCUGCUCCAGCCCAACCUGAGAGACAAGGUCAGGAGACCUUUGACUAUGGUGGCUAGAGCACUGGAAAACAUUGACAGCCUGCUAAUUCAGCUGCGAUGUCAAGUUCACACAGAAUUGGCCAAGUGUGAAGAGGACUAUGAACAAAUCGAAGCAGCCACUGAACACUUGAAGAAGGCUCUGUUAUUGGAUGAUGCAGGUGUUUAUCAAGAGAAGUUGGAAAUCUCCCUCAAGCGGCUGACACUGAGGUCACAGCUCUAUAAGCCACCUGAGAGUCCAGAAGAUCAGGCUCUAAUGAUUAUUGAACAGGCAAAGUCAGCAGAUUCUGGCACUAUAAGGAUGAAACGCUCAUUGCUAGUGAAGGCUGGGGAAGCUCUAGCACCAGACUCAUUCCUGAAUGUGCUGGAUAGUGAAAAUGAGGCAAAAGCUAAAGAGGCAAUGGAAGAAGAGCUGAGCACCUUGAAAACUGGACUCAACCAGAUUGGUUUACUUGCUGGCAAAGCCAAACAGUACUAUACUUACAUCAACAAAACUGAGGGGCACUUGAAGAGAGUAGGAGACAAAAAUGAAAAGGAAAGAGCCAGACUUUGGGGAGAUUUAGCCAAACUGGCACGCAAACAGGAAGUAUGGGAUGUGUGCAGAGUGGCAUGUAAAUAUUGCCUGUUAUAUGAUGAUCCUAAAUGGCAAAUUGUGCAGCCACCUGCUACAACUAAAAGAAUGGAAAGCCCCAGUGUAUAUAAAAGUGAAAGCAGCAAAGGGGAAGAACCAGAUCCGGAGAAAAGGCUUCGAUCAUUCAGUCGCUCAGCUACACCACAGUAUUUCCCAAAUAACGUCAAAGAUCAAAUUCGAUUGAUGGCAGAAGUUUCUUUUAUACAUGGAGAGGCAUUGGUGCAGCUCCUGAGGUCAUUCAACCUUGAGUUAAAUGACUCUCCAGUUUAUCCGGAGGAUACCAGUAAAAGACCUAAAGGAUACAUUCCAAAGAAACCAGAGGAGGACCCUGAUUGGCUAGAAUACUGUGGUUGGAUGAAAGAUAUGAACAAUCUGGCAACCAAAAGCUUCCUCAGAGGCUUGAGCCUUGGAGUUGUGCUGAACGAAUCCUGGCUAGUCUGUAGUGGUGCUGCCUAUAUCUGGAACUAUAAUACACACAUCUUAAAACAAGGACGGCAUGAAGAAAUCAUCCCUGAUUUACUCGCUGUGCUGGAUGCUUUAAAAAAGGUUAAAGAAAAAUGUGAUACAGAACUGAUAGUGAACAUCUGUGCUGCUAUAAGCACUGGCCUCAUCAAACCCUGGUUGCCAAAGACCUCUAAAGACCUAGAGAAACCUGAACUCAAGCUUGAACCACCAGAUGGCCAGAACACUAAAGGAAAGCCAGGCAAAACGUCUGCCAUCCCACAGUCCUCAAAAGCUCAAAAACCACUCACUACUGUCAAUCCAGAGUCAAUGCCAGACUUAAAAAAAGCCAUUGAAAUCUGUGAUUUUGCCAUUGGACUGACCAAUGGAGCUGACCCCAAAACUGUAGUCCCUAUGUAUACCAGAAUGCCAGUUCUGCAGCUAUGGGUGAAAGCUAAGCAGCUAGCACAGCAGCAGAUCCCUAAGCCUGUCACCACAGAGGACGAGAACAAAAAAGAAAACCAGGCUCUCAUGUCCAGGGUGGUCACAGCCCUAGAGAUGCUGUCCCUGAACAGGAAUGGAUUGAUGGAGUUUAAAGAUGUUCCAAGCAUUGAAGAUGUCAUGCAUAUGAUGACUGCCAUCAAAUGGAGUGAGAAGUUUGUAGAGCUCCAGCUCUGGACUCGCCUCAACUACCUAGCCUUUGAAGCUGGAAAUCUGAAUCAGGUCGCAGCUUGCACUAAGAGGGCCAAAAAGUGUGCUGGCCGUAUCAAAAAGUCAGACAAGCACCAACAAAUAGUGGAGCAAGAAAUGCUGUGUUACUGUAAUCUUGUUCUGGGGCAAUGUCUGAUGGAGAAUAUGAAGGGAAAGAACUCUGUGAGAAGGGAGGCAAUCACAGAAUUUGUCAGGAGUGCCAGAUAUGCGCAGCAAGCAGGUAACCACACUCUUGUGAUGACAGCUGCCAGACAUUUUUGGAAUGCAUGCUUGCCCCUGAUUGGUCAACCAAUUGAAAGACAGCUUUUGAAGGAGCCACUGAAAACUAUUCUAGAGGCUAUUGCUGCUACAAGUGAUAAGAAAAUUAAAAUGGAGAGCUCAACAGAGGAAGAUAAAGAUGAAAACCAAGAGGCUGAUAACAAAAAUGAGACCAUCGGAGACAGUAAAGACACGCCUGCACCAGAGAAGAAAGAACCAGGGGAGGGAACUGGGAAGAAGAGGGGAUCCAAGGAAACUGAGAAAGUACAAAAGGAGGUGGAGGAAAAAAAAUCUGAACCAGAGAAGCCUGUCGAUGAUCUCUCUUUGCGAGCGGCCAUGUAUGGUGUGCUGUUCCAGUCCUUUGCUGAUAAAGGUGAAUGGGUUCAGGCUAUAGAAGCAAUAGACCAGGCAGUUGCUUGCAUGCCUCGCACCAAACACAGAUUGUUGUUAUUUAAACACAGAGUCAUGGUUAAGGCUAAGCUGGGCCAAAAUGUCACAAUGGAUAUGCAGAAAUUCAAGGAUGAGCCAGAGGAAUUUGUCUCCAGUAUGUGGAGAAAGAUAGCCUUAAAUUCUAAGAAAACUUCAGAGCAGCUUUCUGCCUACCAAAAGGCUAUUGAAGUGUUGAAGUUUGAAUCAAGUGAGUACCAAAAGAUUGAGCUUCUCCUUGAGUUCAGCCAAUGGCUCUACUGCAACCACUUUUCUAUUAAUGAUGCUGAAGAGAUAUUGGAAUGGGCAGUAGAUAUUUUACUGAACAUGAAAGCACCAGAGGAUCCUAAAGAAAAGGAAGAGAUAACAAUAAUAGCCCCAGAAGUACCAGUUAUCAGGAAACGUACACUUUCUGAAAGUCGAGCCAGUAUGUCUAGGGAUAGGAGCCCUUCUGCUAGCAAGGGGUUGCUGCGCAAGGAAUCUCUCAAGAGGCAAAACAGUAUUUCAGCCUCCAAGCUGAAGAAAGAUUCUAUAAGUCCAUUUACUUCAUCCUCUAAAGCUCAGACCCCCAAUAAAGAGCUGCCAACAAAAUCAGCCAUUACUUUUGUGCCAGUGGUUAAAAAAUCAUCUGAAAUCGGCGUGUUACCUUCUUACAAUGAACUUACACUUAAAGACUUGGGUUUGGUCAGACAACUGGAAGCCCUGAUGAGAGCUCAUGUGUUGCAUGCAGAAAUGCUUGGCCCAUCUUCUGAAAACUACAAUGAUGUUUUGCUUAUGGCACACGGCUUCUUGAUGAGAUUAUGGGAGGUUGUUAUUCGUCUUUGUGGGCCAAGUAUAAAAGAAAUUAUUAAGAAUAGCGCAGCCAAGCAAAAAGACGAUCCUAAAUCGGCAAAUAAGAAAGAAAAAGAAACUAAGCCUAAACCAGAGAAGGAAAAACCCAAACGAAAGAGGAAGAUACCAUUGGAUGAGCUCCCCUCUGAUAUGGAAUCCUGGUCCACAUACGACUGGCCAGAGGAGGGACUGGAGGUUUUCAAGUUGGAUUCUCUCAAAUCUGUGUCCAUUAGUGAACAAACUAUACCAAAACCUGCCUUGACCUUCCACUACACAGAGAGCCUGAUAAACCAGCUGAGAGAGGUUGGUUACAACCACCUGGCCUUACCUGUCCUGGCCUUCCAGGACCUUCUCACCAGGACACUCAUACCUAAAGCUGCUCUCAACAAACUGGUUCAUCUUAGGUCACUGGAAAUUUGUCAGGAGUUAGAUCUGAAAGCUGGUGUCAGUUUCAACCUGAAACUUGUGGGAAAUCUUCACAUCAGUGAGGAGGAUCAGGCUUUGUCCAGGAACCAGAUCAGCCAAUGGCAAGAUGUCCAAAAACAGGUGGCUAAAGAAGAGCAGAAGAUAAAAGAGGCCCUGGAAAAAAGAUACUCAAAAAUUCCAAAGUCAAAACCCAUCACUCCAGAUAUUGUUGCUCAGGGAGAUGGAUCAGCUGAGUCACACUUGGGAAAAGUUCUUGGAGACGUUUCAUUACAGGACAUAUGGAAAGAUACAGCAGACAUACUCAUCAGACAGGGCUUCUACCAGAGAGCCAGAGAAUAUUUGAAUGAAGCAAACAUCGCAGCAGAGGCCUAUUCAGACAAAAAUCUUCAAGCCAAAAUUUUGCUUCUCUUGGCCAAGUUGUCAUUCUAUGAAGCUCAGUAUGGACAAACAGUUGUGCUGUGUACAAAAGCUCAGGAGCUAAAGUUUGGAGAGGAGAGCUUUUGGUAUGAAGUGACCAAACUUCUGGCUAAAGCAACACUCAUGGACAAGGCCAAUCCUAACUCAGCCAGUAAAACUAAAAAAAUCCUAGCACAUGCAAUCAAAGAAUUCAAGAAAUAUUCAUCAGUCAACCCUAGCAGAGAGAAGAUUAUUAGGCUUUAUUGUGCCAAACUAGAGCUAAGAUUGCUUGGAAUUUACAUAAACAAUUUACUGUCAAAACUUGAAUCUGACAGCAGCUCUCACGUUUUGGAGUUAAUUCUUGCUGGCUGUGAGCAUUACGAAGCCAUAGCAGAUCUUGUAAGUGAGUUAGGUCAUUUUCGCUAUGCGGCCAAUAUUAACCUAAAACGGGCGCAACUCUUGAAGCAUUUAGCUCUCCACUCUUCAGACACAGAGCUGUGUAAGAUCUACUUCACUCAGGCCUAUAAUGUGCUGCAUCAGUCUGCUAAGUUAAUUGAGAAUGUGUUUGUGAAUGUUCAUACACUGUACCCUGUUUCUGAGAUAAAAAAUGUGAACACACCAAUACAAAGAGAGCUAGCAAAUGUGAACAUGGAGAUAGCCGAUGUCUUGACAGAGAUUCUUCUGCUCAAUGAAAAUGAGGUGCGCGUCAGGCAGAUGGAGAACGCCAAGAAAAUGUCCAUAACCCUUCUAAUAGAGGACUACAUCAGGCAAACACCUGUGUUUGAAGAAAGUCAAGCAGAAUGGAAUAAUCUCUGCAAAACUGGUGGUGAUGAAGCAUUAUCUCUGCUACAGAGUGCACAGAGUCUGAGCAGCUCAAUACCCAGACUAAAAGCCAGGUGUCAGGUAGCAAUAGGUAAACUUCUGUAUGUGGUGGGACAACAACAUGCACCUGAUCCACCUGCUACAUGGAUUGUUCAUGAUAUUGAGAUCAUGAGGAUGCAGUUGGCUGUGGAAGAGGCUGAAGUAGCUGCAGCUAUUGCAGAUGAUGGUGAAGAUGAAGAUGAACAUAGCUCCAGUUCACAAUCUAAUGUGCUGAAGACUAAUUCAAAUAUUGAGAUUGAUGAGAAAACACAGCAACGAGCAAACAAAUGCCAAGAAGACAUCAUUAAGAAAAAGGAACAACAUGAGUCAAGUAAAUAUUUCUUAAUGUGUGCAAGUGAGUUCUUGGCUCACGGCUUAGCCUUAAGUUUACAGCAUCAGUUUCUGGACCUUGCUUCAAUAGCUUCAUAUGAAAUGGUUCAGAUGUGUGGUCAGUAUGACCCACCCACUGGGUCAAUGAUGCUUGCUCUACAUCAGAGCUGUGAGGUGUCUAUGGUGCUAGAGAGUUUGUUAUUUGAGUCCCAGCCUGACCCGUCCACCUCUAAGCUGGCAGCCCUGAUCCACCAGAAGAAACAUUUGCUGAAAAAUGACCUGAGGACCAACAUGAGCACCAGCUCCAUCUUGACAGAACUCAAGAACACUUUGAAAACUGACUGGCAGGCAGGUAAAAAGCUGGAGGUCAGCCCCAACUACACGGAUCUACUCAAGGACUUUCCUGGCAACUACAACUUCAUUGUUCUACAACACUCUCCUGACAAGAAGUUUUUGUAUGGUUCAGUCCUAGAUAAACCAAAAGGUCCAGUUCUGGCUACUGGUAAAUCUAAAGAUAAAUCAAACGUAAGCAGGGCAAGGUUGUUUGGCAGCUCUACUCAGUACUCAGCCCUCCAAGAUAUUCUAGCACAGCUGAACGUUUACAGACAGCAGCAACAGAGUCUGCUUCUAAAGAAAGAAUAUCAGCGCUCACAAGUUGCUCUCAGAGAAAAGAUGUUGGAGAAUGUUGAGGAAGACCAAAAAAUAUCUUUGAAGGCUCCACUGGAUUACAAGGAAGAGGAAAAAAAUCUGGACAACAUGUUCCAAGAGAUUAUCAAGGCCAUGAACCAGUACUUGAAAAAAGUUCUUGAACCUGUCUGCAACUCUUUGAGGUCACCCAAUGUGCUAUCUACCAACAACUUUAACCCCUUAGACCCUCCAGCAAAAGAUAAAAGCUCAGUGAAAGAUCCCUCUGCCCAGAAUGAAUGUAUUGUUCUACUUGUUGACCCUGAUUUGAUGCAGCUCCCUCUGGAGGCUUGCAGUUACCUCCAACUUGUGGAGAAUGUCUCCUCCAUAUCUAGAGACUUCUCCAUACAGGUUUUAAGAAAACGUAAUCAGGAAGAAAAGAAUGAUGAUCUUAAGGAUGGCAAGAAGAAAGCAGCUAAAGAAAGUAGCACUGCUGUUUCACGUAUUGUAGGACUGAAGGAUGUCAAGCAGAAACAAGCGAAAAUUGUGCCACUAAAUCGUCAAGUUCAGCCAUGGCAAGCUGAAGUCAACACAAACUUCUUCAGAUAUAUUGUUGAUCCUUUCUUAGAUUGUUCUGAGUUAGAGAGCAAUAAGCCGGUAGAAGUUUUUAACACACUCAUGCAGACAUACGAGCAGCAGUUCACAUCCAGGUGGCUUGGCAUUCCAGGCACAGACCAUACACCAAGUGUUGGAGAGUGGGAGAUCUAUAUGUGUGACAGCUCUGCCUUCAUUUUCUAUGGUCUACAGAGAUUCCUUUCUUACCUCCCUCCAAAUAAACUUCCUGCACUAAACAUCCCCGAUUGUGGCAUACUUUUCACAUUUGACCUGGCCGAGACCGCAAAAAGUUUCCAGCGUCAGAGUAAAUUAGAUAUCCUCAAAACUCCAGUGUCCUUAAGCCUAGAAGCCCCAGUUGAGCUGGCCAUGCUAGCCACUCUAGCAGGCGUCAAGUGCAUCAUUGGCAACCAGUGGCACACCACACUAGAAGACAACUCUGGCAAGAUUGAGAAAACAAUGGAAUAUUUGCUCAAAAGGGGCUAUACAUCUGGCCAAGCACUUUUCUACCUCCAGAAUCCGGAGAUCAGAGAAGCAAUGGACAGGGAAGAAAAGUUGUUGUCAGAGAUCCCAGCUAAGCCAGCAGAUGAAAAAGUGAGAAGAAAAUCCAUUGUCUCAAAUCUGUCAACAGAUGAUAAACCAAGAAGAAAAUCCAAUGCCUCGAAUCAAUCAGAUGAUAAUCCAAGAGGAAAAUCCAUUGCUUUAAACCUACUAUCAGAAACUCCUGCUCAAGACAAAAGAAAACAAUCUGUUGGUAGCUCAAAAGAAAGUAGGGGAAAUUCUGCAGAAGUCAAAAACCAAAAAACGACACAGAAGACAGCAUUUAACACAGUGUGUUAUGGCAUGCCAAACUUGUUGAUCACACAGUAGAAGGAUUUAUAUUUUUCUUAAACAGUUUAAAUUUUCUUUUAUAAUGCUGAUCUGUAAAUAAGAUGAAAGUUGAACUAUGUUAGUGCUGUUAACAGUUGAGCCAUUUCGUAACCUAUUUUUCUAUUAUUUCACAAAAUAUAAAAAUAUUCAUGUUAGUGAUAACUAUGCUUUUUGUGUGCUUGAUGCUAAAUAUUUCAUUUUCAAAUAUGAAUAAACUCAGAUACAUAACUCUUAUAUUUUGAAUUGAAUUAAUUAUUUUUUACAAAUGUUAUUUUUUAAAAUUAUAAUUUAAAAAUACUAUUAAUACUGUAUUUUAGAAAAAAAAUUGUUUGAAUAGUUCUUGGUUACUUUUCAGUUGAUUUUUCAUUUCAUUUGUAGUACUUAAAUUAAUUUAUGUUGAAUAAAAAACAGUAAUUUUGCUUCAGAUAUGAAAUAAAACAAACAUAAGAUAAUUGUAGUAAUAACAUUUUAAUUUUGAAAUAUAAUUUUCAUUAAACAAAAUCCUUAAAAUUGAGUUAUACAAUUGUGAUAAAAAAAAAUAGUAUUUUGUUGAGAUAUACAACUGUGAUUAAACAACAGUAUUUUGUUACAAUAUUUAAGAGUUCAACGCAGAUAGAAAUACACUUUCCCACUACAACAGUAUUAACUGUGUCUUAUAUAUGUAAUGACUAUGGUAUAUAUUUGAAUGCUACUUAUUAUUAUAAUUGUUUUCUCCUAUUUAUUUAAUAAAAAUGUAUCUAGAAUUAAAAAUUUGUGUUAUUUUUUAAGUACAUAAUAAUUAAAUCCAAUCUAAUUUAAGUAACUCUCUAGACCAAGACAAAAAACUACACUACAA